AUGGGAUGUAACAUGUGUGUGGUUCGGAAACCAGAGGAGCAUUACAAAGUGAUGCUGCAGGUGAAUGGAAAAGAACUUUCACGACUCUCCCAGGAGCAGACACUUGAAACGUUACGCGCCAGCAAAGAUCCUCUACUGAUUCAGGUGCUGAGACGCAGUCCCCGUAUGAAGGGAGCGGCAUUGACAGCUUCUUCUCAUGACCUGCAGUUUGUGGACAAUGGAACCCAAACAGAUAUCACCUUUGAGCACAUCAUGACAAUGGGCAAAGCUCGACCUCCAAGCCCUGCCAUGGUUGUUCUAGAACCGUAUGUACUAUCAGAGCUCCCACCAAUUGAGAAUGAGUUCUAUGAGCAAUCUGAGUUCAUGGAAGGAGUACAACCCGAGGGAGAGCGCACUGAUGAGUUGGAGUAUGAAGAAGUAGAGCUGUGCAAGAUAAACCAUCAAGACAAGCUGGGCCUAACAGUUUGUUAUCGCACUGAUGAUGAAGAAGACCUAGGGAUAUAUGUUGGAGAGGUGAAUCCAAAUAGCAUUGCCGCAAGAGAUGGGAGGAUAAGGGAAGGAGACAGAAUCCUACAGAUUAAUGGCGUGGACGUUCAAAACAGGGAAGAAGCAGUAGCGAUUCUGACACAAGAGGAGAGCACAAAUGUGUCCUUCCUGGUUGCCCGUCCAGAAACAGAGAUGGGCAGACGAUGGAAGGAUAGUGACAGGGAGGACUUCUUGGAUGAUUUGGUAUCUGAAAAUGAAGAGGAACUGCAAGCAGAGAGACUGAACUCCCCACCUCAGCAGCAGGUGGUGAAUGAAGACGUUGGAGGCAGCCCUAAGUCUCCUCGACCUUUCCCUCAUCCAGCAGGUUUAAGCCGUAGUCAGGAACUGGAUAGUGGAGUAGGAAGGACAGAUGAAAGCACUCGUAAUGAUGAGAGCUCUGAACAUGAUAUUUUGGGUGAUGACCAAACAAGCAGUGCAAAUACACCAGGCAGUCAACGUCGCCUCCGCUUCUUACGUGGGGACUCACAACAUCCACUUCAAUGUCGUGAAUUUUACCAUAGUUUGGACUCGUUGCUUGCGGCUGAUGGAUCAGCACCUUACAAUGAGGUUCUUCCACCAGGUGCUGGCCUAACUGAUGAGGAGUAUGAGAGAUACCGAGAACUGCUGGAAAUUACUUGCCACAUGGAGAAUGGAAAUGGGCCUGCUUUUCUCUAUGCUUCACGACAGGGUGGUCUAGAUGUGAAUCGCAAUGAAAGUGUUUUACGUGAGAUGGCAGUACUGGAAGAGGAACUGCGGCAUCUGGAGUUCAAGUUUCGUAAUGUCCUAAGAGCACAAAAGAUGCAGCAGUUGCGAGAACGGUGCAUGAAAGCUUGGCUUUUGGAAGAGGAGGACAGUCUUUAUGAGUUUGUGGGUGGGGGCAGUGGGAAUAAUGAUGGUUCCACAAAGCUUCCAGAUAUCACAGAACUCCCAGAAAGGUCAGAUAAGGACAGUACCAGUGCAUAUAACACUGGUGAGAGUUGCCGGAGCACUCCACUAAUGAUGGAUCCACCAUUACCAUUAGACAGUCCUAUGAGAAGAAUUAAUGAUCCUUCUGGUGCAUUUUGCCAAGCAGCAGAAGGAAUUUCCUCAAAUGCUAACAUGAACAGAGGACAUGGCAAGAAUGUGCCUCCUUACCCUGGCAGUCCAGAGCCUGUACCAUCGAAAUUUCGGUCUUUGUGUCGGGAAGGGCGGCAUACAACAGAAGAAAGGUUAAGAAGAGCAACAAAACCAGGGAAUGAAUUAGAUCGGGGAAGUCGAGAAAAUAGCCCAUACCUCAGCAGACGUCAACGCUCGCAAAGUGGAGACCGUUACCGAAGCUGCCUCCAAUUAGCCCAACAAAGAAGUCUUGAUGAACUAGAUGUAGACCCCACAUGUGGAAAAGCUAUGGGGGUGUCACAAGGCAGCCACUCCCAAGUAGAGCCAAGAAUGGAAUGGAAAGUAAAAGUAAGGAGCGAUGGUACCCGCUACGUGGCCAAACGUCCUGUCAGGGAUCGCCUCUUGAAAGCAAGAGCCAUGAAAAUCAAAGAGGAACGCAGUGGGAUGACCACUGAUGAUGAUGCAGUGAGCGAGAUGAAGAUGGGACGUUAUUGGAGUAAGGAAGACAGAAAAAGACAUCUCAUGCGAGCUCGGGAGCAAAGGAAGAGAAGGGAAUUCAUGAUGCAGAGCAGGUUAGACUGCCUGAGAGAACAACAACAACAGCAGGGUGCAGACGGCAAGGGUGAGAUGAGCAUCAUUGCCCUCAGUCACCGCAAGACUAUGAAGAAGCGUAACAAGAAGAUCUUGGAUAACUGGAUCACCAUUCAAGAGAUGUUGGCUCAUGGGACACGCUCUGCUGAUGGAAAACGAGUUUACAAUCCCCUGCUCUCUGUUACCACAGUCUGA
Molecule: messenger RNA, 2406 nt
Organism: Bufo bufo (common toad)
Lineage: Eukaryota; Metazoa; Chordata; Amphibia; Anura; Bufonidae
Gene: PDZD4
Product: PDZ domain containing 4
Exons: 8
Coding region: 1-2406 (801 amino acids)
Molecular function (GO): protein binding
Source: RefSeq, a predicted model, not a curated record